AUGUGCGCCAACGAAUUGAAAGCACUAAUCGAGACACUCAUAGUAGGUAUCGGUGCCAACACUUGCCUCUACUACAACUUCAAUGGCAAUGCCAGUAUUGAGCUAAGUGAAAUUUGGCAACAUCGCAUCGCACAAAUUUCGCUCACCCAUCAACCUAGCGCACCGUUACAUGAACACUUCUACUCAACUAUACUAAGCGUGGUACAACUCAACUCAGCGCCGCUUGAAGAGCAAUUAAAUAACUUCAAAUUUGCCAUGCAGCUAUGGCACAGCCGUGAUGUACUAUUUUUGGCAAUGAAAAUUGGCAACAAUGUUUCGUCGUCGCUAUCAGCGCCAACAGCGUACUCACUUUUCGCUUGGUGCUGGCGCAAUGGCUUCUACAACGUGCUACUCACCGAUGCCCAAGCUAAUGAACUACUUACAUACGCACCAUUUCCGACUGUCCGCUUGCGGCAUACAUCACUAAGCGCCUACUUAGCCAAGCGCGAUAGCUGGUCGAAUUUCCAUGGCUAUAGCAUACGCGUAAUUUUGGGUACCCAACCGCCGCGCGCUCUAGUCUACAAGGACGCACGUGGCAUGCAGCGUAUUUCCGGUUUGUUACCGCUUAUAAUUAAGCUCUUUGCUGAGCGCUAUAACGCAACGCUACACUUUACCGUUCAUCCAAAUCCUAACUAUGAUUUCAUGCAGUGUAUACCGGAGGUGCUCGCUGGUGUAUAUGACAUUUGCGCCGAUAAUGGCUACUACAGUACUUAUGGUAAGCCGCAUAGCAAACCGCUUUACUUAGUGACCGCCUAUUUUGCAGUGCGUUUUCCGCAGCCGUUAGCAAAAUUUCGUUACUUCUUGUCGCCAUUUCAAGCUUCUACCUGGUGUGUGCUUGUCGCUGCUAUCGCUUACGUUACGCUGCUAUUGGCUUUGAUUAAUUGGCGCGAACAUGGUUAUUGGAAUGUUGGGCAAUAUCUUCUAGAUGUAAUUAGCAGCUUUAUUCUAUCUACUGUUCAUCCAAAUCUAUUUGAGUCGCAUCGCGGCAAAUUCAUUUUCAUACUACUCACCAUUGUUGGGUUCAUCGUAGCUGAAUAUUACUUGGCUUUUCUCUCCAGUCUGCUCAGCACGGAUCUCUAUGAGUGUCCAAUAAAUACAGUAGAGCAACUCAUAGCCAACAAUAUCAGCAUACUCUCUGUCUACGCCUACCAAAGUAUAGUGGACAAAUAUCUAGAGUAUCCAGAAUUGAUGUCGCAUGUUAAAUAUCUCCCAAAUGGCGUAGUGAAGCUACACCGUGAUCAGCUUGAUCCCAGCUAUGCUUAUAUAAAUGUGUUCGAUAUAUGGCAACUUUUGUUUUAUCAACAAAAAUUUUUGUUGCGUCCACGUUUAAAGUUGCUGGAGAAGCCGCUUACUACGCAUCUCAGCGGUAUGCCGUUGCCUCAUUAUUGGCCAUUUGAGAAGAUUUUCCAUCGUCAUGUACAGCAGUUAUUCGAAUUCGGAUUUCAUCAUUACUUCAUGCAGGUAACCAUCGAGGAUGCAGUCAAAGCGGGAUUCUUAACACUCUUCAAGACGGAAUGGCACGAAGCAGUGGCACUUAACUUGUCCGAUUUUGAAAUGCCAGCAAUUUUACUGAUCGCCGGUUAUUUGAUAGCGUUUGUGGUAUUUGUGAUUGAAGUGAUUUGGCACAAGAUUUUAAAGAAGUGCGAAUGA
Rhagoletis pomonella (apple maggot) is the source of this 1689-nucleotide messenger RNA. RefSeq lists its product as uncharacterized. The transcript has a single exon. The record is from RefSeq and is a predicted model, not a curated record. Lineage: Eukaryota; Metazoa; Arthropoda; Insecta; Diptera; Tephritidae. Bases 1 to 1689 code for a protein of 562 amino acids.